This is a messenger RNA of Propithecus coquereli (Coquerel's sifaka), 1550 nucleotides long. It is a transcript of the gene IDNK, whose product is annotated as idnK, gluconokinase homolog (E. coli). The transcript is spliced from 6 exons. Gene Ontology annotation, cellular component: cytoplasm. Lineage: Eukaryota; Metazoa; Chordata; Mammalia; Primates; Indriidae. The record is from RefSeq and is a predicted model, not a curated record. Gene Ontology annotation, molecular function: gluconokinase activity. Bases 27 to 587 code for a protein of 186 amino acids.
GCGACGGGAAGGAGCCGGGCUGGGCCAUGGCGGCGCCGGGCGCGCUGCUGGUGAUGGGCGUGAGCGGCUCGGGGAAAUCGACCGUGGGCGCCCUGCUGGCAUCCGAGCUGGGAUGGAAAUUCUAUGACGCUGACGACUACCACCCUGAGGAGAAUCGAAUGAAGAUGGAAAGAGGGAUUCCACUGAACGACCAGGACAGGAUUCCAUGGCUCUGCAAUUUGCAUGACAUUUUACUAAGAGAUGUAACCUCAGGACAGUGUGUGGUUCUAGCCUGUUCGGCCCUGAAGAAAAUGUACAGAGACAUCUUAAUACGAGGAAAAGAUGGUGCAGCUCUGAAGAGUGAGGAGUUGGGAAAGGAAGAGAAGCCAGGUGACGUGCAGCUCUUCGUGGUCCAUCUAAGCGGGUCGUUUGAGGUCAUCUCUGGACGCUUACUCCAAAGAAAAGGACAUUUUAUGCCCCCUGAGUUACUGCAGUCCCAGUUUGAGACUCUAGAGCCACCAGCAGCUCCAGAAAACUUUAUCCAAGAAUCACGUGCUGGCACAUCCAGAGAAGAGGAGAGGGAACUUCAAAAGUCAAGUUUAAAUUGAAGUUUAAAUUCAUCUGUGACCCAAUCAAAUGAUCAGAGGAAAUUCUGUAGUCAAUGACGGAAAUCAUGUUUAGAAUAUUCUUGCUCAUGCCUGUAUCUGUACAAAUAAAUGAAACUUGGCGAUCCUUGGCAUCCCCUGGAAAUUGGUCUCAGGAGCAGAAACUUGUACAAAACCAGCCUCCCACCAGAAGUCUCUUCACACUGUGCACCUCCUAAUCCUCCCUCUGUCCUGGAGCUGUGGUUCCGAGCAAUGGCUCUUACGCUAAGGUCCCAAAAGGUAGUAAUGGGAGAACAAGCAAACUGUCCAGUUCCUCAAACAGCCCAAUGCAAAUAUAUUCACCAGCGGCAAUACCAAGUUUCCUGCCUUUUGGCUAAAAUUAUGUCAACUCAAAGUGGGAACUCUGUCUCUGCUGAGCACUUGUGAGAUAGAUAAAAUUUAAAUAUAGAAAAGUUAAAAAUUCCUACGUGAAAGGUAGUGUUUGGUCAACAAAAUUUGAUAUGAUAAUCAAAGGACUCAUUUUGGUAGAAUAAAGAUUGAAAACAAUUAUUUUCGAGUAAAAAAUGUUUUCCAAGUAGGGGAGCUAUCAAAAUAGGUCAUUUUAGAAGGUCCUACUCCGAAUUGUCCAUGAAUUUGCUGAGAUCAGUGCCGCAGAGAGACCCCAGCGGUCAGCCCGAAGCGGCAGCGCUGCUGAGAACACACAGGUGUGGGAUUUCAGGUUCAGUGAUCUCAGGCACAGACCGGAAAGGCUGCCCCCUACCUUUCUCUGUCACUCUGCCGAGAGCGGCGGUUUUGUGCAAACGUCUUCAGUUCUCUCCAGCACCGGCCAAGCGAGAGCAGCGGCAGGCUCCGUCCCCAGGCAGACACCCGGUCUCUCCACAACCGAAUCACUUCAUGUUGUUGUUUCUACCUUUCCUUCUAUUUAAGGCAAGUGUCCAUUUUCCAUUAGAAGUAGUCACAUAACAG